Helicoverpa armigera (cotton bollworm) is the source of this 2587-nucleotide messenger RNA. RefSeq lists its product as uncharacterized. Lineage: Eukaryota; Metazoa; Arthropoda; Insecta; Lepidoptera; Noctuidae. The coding region runs from base 52 to 1632 and encodes 526 amino acids. The record is from RefSeq and is a predicted model, not a curated record. Gene Ontology annotation, biological process: long-chain fatty acid metabolic process; fatty-acyl-CoA biosynthetic process. The transcript is spliced from 9 exons. Gene Ontology annotation, molecular function: long-chain fatty acid-CoA ligase activity.
UUCUUAUUUCAAUUAGCAAGUGAUUGCUAGCUAGGUUUCAAAGAGUGAAAAAUGUUCAACGACGAUAAUUACGUAUUUGGUGAUCAAAAUGUGCAAGUGCCAGCACAUUUGAAUUUUGGCAAGUUUCUUUUGGAUCGACUUCGUCUUCAUAAAAAUGAAAUAGCAUUGGAGCUAGGCGAUACACGUGAGAAACUAACAUACAAGGAAUUCACACAAUAUGCCGUCAAUAUGUCCGUGGCUUUGACAAAGCUGGGUGUGGGGCGGGGCGACAUUGUUGCAGUGGGAUCCGAAAAACGCAAUGAAUUCGUCCCGACGGUUCUUGCAAUCGUGUUCACCGGGGCCACGUACACCCCCUAUGAUUUAAAGAGCGGGAGAGCUGCUUUAAAACACAAGAUAAGCUUAACACGUCCCAAAUAUUUCAUUUGCUCAAAUCACUUUUGGAACACCUACAGUGACAUACUAAAGAGCUUUGAUUGCAUUGAGAAGUUCGUAACACUGGACGAUGGCACGGAAUCAGUAAUUUCCAUCAGAACUUUGGUCACGGAUGAUGCUGACGUAAAUAAGUUUGAGCCGGUGCAAGUUCAGGGACAGUCUGACAUCGCCUUCAUUUUGUAUUCCUCCGGCACCACGGGCAUGCCAAAAGGCGUACAACUGACACAUUUAAAUUGCAUCCUCAAUAGUCUGCCUGAUGAUUUCAGCGACGAGUCUCUAAAAACAGCGUUUCUCUUCGGAGAAUGGUAUCAUAAUUACGACACUUUUAUGACUUACAAAUUUUUACUUCUUGGAAGAAAAAUUGUGUACAUUAAUGAAGCAGAACCUGUAACUUUCCUGAAAACUGUGCAAGACUGUGACGUUAACAUAGCCUUUAUAGUACCAUCUUUUGUUUGCUACCUAUCAAAGGCGAAGGAAGCAGAAAAAUGUAAUCUCGAUUCACUCAAAAUUAUAUACUCCCGUUCAUCGCCUCUUCAUAACAAGACGAUACAAGAGGUCAAAUCAAGAUUUCCCAAGCUAAAAAAUAUUCUACAAGGUUAUGGAAUGACCGAGGCUGGGGAAUUGACCUCAGAGAGCUGGGGUACAAAAGGUCCUAAGUCUGGAAGCGUCGGAAUGGCUUCCCCUGGCAUUACUUUAAAGGUCGUGGACCCAGAAACCCGUAAAACUGUGGGUCCCAAACAACGCGGCGAAAUAUGUUUGAGGGGCCCAGUCUUCAUGAAGGGUUACAUUGGGGUCCCACCGUCAGAAUACUUGGACGAAGAUGGCUUCUUCAAAACCGGAGACUUGGGUUACUAUGAUGAAGACAAGUACUUUUAUAUCGUCGAGAGAAUCAAGGAGAUUAUUGUGUAUGACGGUUAUAAGAUAGCACCAUUGGAAUUGGAAACUAUUCUCCAACUGCACCCAGGAGUGAAAGAAGCCGGCGUGGUGGGUAAACCGGUGCCUGUCUACGGAGAAGAGCCAUCGGCCUUCAUAGUUAAACAAAAUGGCGUCGAUGUUACUGAACAGGAGUUGAUAGAUUAUGUUUCCACGGAGGUGCCACCAUUUAUGCAAUUAAGGGGCGGCGUAAGGUUCAUUGAAGAAAUGCCGAGGAAUCCCAGGGGGAAGAUUAUACGCCAACGGUUGAGGGAAAUGCUCAAAUGAAUUGUUUACCGCAUUAUACCUACACGUAUCUUUUAUCUACAUAAUAAUAUAUAUGAUCUAAAUAAAGAAAAUUAACUAAAAUUAUUCGUUUCAAUGUAAAAAUAAAAGCUAUCUCAAGCAUUCCAAUAUCAUGCAACAUACAUAACAAAUAAAUAUUGUGUUGGUACGUCGACCUAUUUGCAUUUCCAAGAUCUCAUACAAUUCUGAUUCUAGUCAAAUAUUACGUAGAAUAUGUAAAAGCAAAGACUAUUUGCUAAACUAAACAUAAGAGAAGCAAGAUUUGCCUUAUGAAUGUAUUUUCUUGCUUCGAAAGGAUUGUUUGAAAGACAAAACUUGCAGCAAUAUCUCCAUCUUACAUUGUUCAGAAGUUAUCAACAGUGUACCAUCAUUAAUUAAGUCUAACUACCCUGAGUGCUGACAAAGCGCAAGCAAGCGCCGCUACUAAAGGAACUAAGGAAGUACGCCUCUCGUAUUGUUUUUGACCUUUUUCUUUUAUUCGAAAAGAUGUUUGCGUCGGCCUCGUGAGUCAUUAUUAUAUCAUCAAGCUACUGUUGAAGAGGGAAACAAAAAACACCGCGCAAACGGAGCUCGCCUGAAAGCUUUGUACUACGUAAUAUAAUUCUACUUCGUAUUCCUGUCUUAUCUUCAGAGACGUCUUUAUUAAUUCAGUAUGAUUUGGAUUAUCAUAAUUCCUUACCUUUUGCCUAAAAUUACUUUGUAAUAGGACAAACACUUGGCAUAAACAGCUUUUGUUAAUUUGAAUUUUGGAAUUAAACUUUACAUUUAUUGGAUGAUAUUGAGAAUAACUUAUAGUCGUUAUUUAAUUGUAGAAUCGCUUUAUUUGAACCAAAUAAUUAGCUGCAAAAUUUAUUAGACUUUAUUAUUGCGGUCUACAAAAUGUAUCUAGGUUUAAGUCAGUAUGCUAAUAAAGAACUUUCCUGCGGCGUCAUUUGCA